Contarinia nasturtii (swede midge) is the source of this 1161-nucleotide messenger RNA. RefSeq lists its product as uncharacterized. Lineage: Eukaryota; Metazoa; Arthropoda; Insecta; Diptera; Cecidomyiidae. The record is from RefSeq and is a predicted model, not a curated record. Bases 375 to 902 code for a protein of 175 amino acids. The transcript has 4 exons.
ACGUUCUUCAAUGAAUUUUCUCCGUUGUUUUUAUGAUUCCAUCCUACCUGUCGGUUGCGUGCUCAGUUUACCCAAUGGCGUAAAUCAUAUGUUGCGUUCAAGCAUUCAUCGUCAUUACGCUUCCAACAGAUACACGUUGCGCUCCACUCGUUGCGGAUGCUACAUGAAGAAGCUUACGAUAGAUAUGUCUGUUGUUUACGCGUUUAAACAUAUCCAACAAUCUAAUUUAUACCGAGAGUAUACGCGGUGUGAUCAAUUUUAAAUUCACAAUUUGACAUUUUCAGCAUUUAGUCUGGUUGUGAUCAUUGUCUUCACCAAAUAUCGCUCUUCUUCCUAGUUCCAAAUAUAUUAAAUUGAUUCGUAUUUUCAUCGAAAUGAAUUUUUUAAAUCAACGUGUAAAAUAUUGUUGUUAUUGCAUAAAUUUGAAAUUGUCAGCCAUCAUACUUGGUGUUGUUAAUAUCUGCUUCAAUAUCUACGAGCUGAACACCGCGAUCAAAUACGGAAUCAUAGACUUUCACUUUUUGCAGGUCGAUGCCGUUGAAUUGAAACCAUUUGUAUGCGCUUCAUUUUUCAUCAGUAUUCUUUCAAAUGUACUAUGGCUUUGGGGCAUUUUCGAUGAGAAGCCAAUGAUAAUGUUACCUGAGAUAAUGUUGUCAUUAGUGUUCGUGUUUUUCUUCGGUUUUUACGUUACAAUUUAUUUGAUUUUAUUAGCACCUUCAGGAGAAGGUUGGGAGAUAUAUGGAUGGUAUAUCGUUAUAUUCAAUCUUAUUGUCGGAGUGCUAAUGAUUACGUAUGUGUUUUAUCACUUUUGGGUCGUAAGAUUUUCAUUGUAUCAAUCAAUGCGAGAAGCGAUCGCCGUGAGAAAUGAGGGGACCAUAAUGCAGAAUUUAUACAGCGUUUAAGGAAAACCUAUUCAUUAUAAUUAAUAUAUUCGAAGAACAAUGUGUAAUAGAGCGUCGGCUCUUAUCGGCAUACACAUUCUAACGCAAAUUCAUGAACAUGAAUGACGGUGCCUUAAUAUAUGGAUGAAAUUAUGUGAUGUUAUUUACACGAUCUCUACAAAAAGUACACGAUUAUCACCGGAGAAAUGUAUACGGCAGGAGAAAAGUAUCAGUGUUUUAAAUUGUGUGGAAAACAAUAAAGCAGUUACCAAAUUUCGAA